AUGGACCUGGAGAAAUUGUUUGCCAUACAUUCGAUUCUUCACCUCAUAUAUCACCGCAACAAGAACCAGCAUGGCAAUACUAAGUGGUGGAAGUGGCUGGCGAUCCUGAAGCGAACAACCCGGAAGCUCGUCAUGUCUAUUGGGCAUCGGCCGUCACACAUCGCAUGUCAAUCUACGGCCCCAAAGUACAUAAAACCCCUGGCGCACACCAUUAUUCCUAGAUGUUACCUCGUAUUCUCAACGGUUGUGGCCGACGGGCAAUUCUCCACACUUGGGACAGUGCUUUUAGCCACGCUGGCCCGCCUUGCUAAGGCGAUUGGAAUCCAGAAGGAGCUCAAAAUCCCUGCUACGACGGUGGGCACCUCUGCUCUCGGCAGCAGCAGCGAAACCACCAAAGAGGAAGAUGUAGGGAUAGUCGUUUCACGGGCCAGACACAAGGCAGUCACACCAUUGCCGCCAGACCAUUGUGACCUGGAUGAUCUGGGUCGCAUCGCGUACCGUAAAAGUACAGGUAGCCUGCCAAGGGGUUCAGGACGCUGCGAAGAGACGAAGAUGGAGGAGCGGAUCCAGAAGAAGAAAAAGAAGAAUAGGAGAAAGGAUGCCAUCGACGAUUUGUUCGACUCUUUGCUGUAG
This is a messenger RNA of Aspergillus aculeatus ATCC 16872, 633 nucleotides long. RefSeq lists its product as uncharacterized. Gene Ontology annotation, cellular component: ribonuclease MRP complex. Gene Ontology annotation, biological process: maturation of 5.8S rRNA from tricistronic rRNA transcript (SSU-rRNA, 5.8S rRNA, LSU-rRNA); nuclear-transcribed mRNA catabolic process, RNase MRP-dependent. Gene Ontology annotation, molecular function: rRNA primary transcript binding. The record is from RefSeq and is a predicted model, not a curated record. The coding region runs from base 1 to 633 and encodes 210 amino acids. The transcript has 2 exons. Lineage: Eukaryota; Fungi; Ascomycota; Eurotiomycetes; Eurotiales; Aspergillaceae.